CAUAACCUCCGUAUGGCAGCUGGACUUCACGCCCACAGAGGUUCAACGAAUCUCAACAUACUAAUGAAACCAGCCUCUUCGUCGCUACAACACCCCCAGUCGCCACAUAUUAACGCCUACCAGAUAUUCCCCAACUAGUUAACUAGGCCUACUGGCAACUUUGAUACUGUGGCGUUGUUGGAGCUUGGAGGACCAGUUGUGUAAUUCAUUUCAGAAUAAAAACAUUUUUGGUUCAUUUAUGAGUGAUAAGUUUAUGAGUUUUUGAUUCAUUAUGAGUCAUUAACUGAAGUCACACCCCCAUUAAAAUCCAUGUCUUCUGCUGAAUGCAAAUGUCAAAUAUAGGACUUGUCAAAUGUAAAUGGUCCUUGUAAUGUAAACGUGAUGCUGCUCAUGUGUCUCAUAGGUCGGUGUGACGUGAAAACACCUUGAGGGGUAGACUGUGAUGGCAUUAAAUAUUGCGCAUUAGCCUAAACACAUGCAUUUAAGUUGUUUAAUGGGAGGCAGUGGGAGUCCCCUCCCACUACUAAAUCCAGCCCCACCCUCACCACUUGCAAUCGUCACCUUGCAGUCGAGGGACCGAGUGCCAUCUCCUCCACAACUUAGUUUUGUCUACACCUCAACCAACUCAACUGGGACAGAGAAACCGACCACGCUUCAAUAGUUAUUUUUAUCACACACAUUUUCAUCUUAAGAAGAAUGGAGUCGUCGCUCGAGUUCUCAAACUCGUUCAGCGGCGCGUCCUCGUCGCUGCCCGCCCGCAGCAGGACCUUUAAGGUGAUCGUGAUCGGGGACUCCGGGGUCGGGAAGACCUGCCUCACUCACCGCUUCUGCGCCGGGGAGUUCCCCUGCCGACCCGACGCCACCAUCGGGGUGGACUUCCGAGAGAGGAUCGUGGACAUCGAUGGAGAGAGAGUUAAGCUCCAGAUGUGGGACACAGCUGGGCAGGAGCGUUUCAGGAAGUCCAUGGUGCAGCACUACUACCGGAACGUCCACGCGGUGCUCUUCGUCUACGACGUCACCUACCCGGCCAGCUUCAGGGGCCUGCCCGCCUGGGUGGAGGAGUGCCGGCAGAACUCCCUGGGCCAGGACAUCCCCAGGUUCCUGGUGGGGAGCAAGGUGGACCUGCGUACGCCGGGGGGGGCCAGCCAGGUGAGCCGGGAGCAGGCACUGAGGUUCUCCCAGACCCACAACAUGACUCUGUUCGAGACCUCCGCCAAGAACCCCCUGGCCAGCAGCUGUGGCGCGGGGGGGCGGGGUCCGGGGAGGGGCAGGGCCCCGGAGGAGCCCUUCCACCAGGACGCGGUGGAGUCCAUCGUGACGGCCGUGGCCGCCCGGCUGCGGAGAAACAGGAGGCUUCCGGAGCAACUGCACUCCAAGGGAGGGAACAGCUCUUUUAAGAUCCCGGCGGACAAGAAACCUCUGGAGAAGGGGCACUGGGCGUGCACCUGCUGAGAGUGAGAGUGAGAGUGUGUGUGUGAAAUAGAGUGUGUGUGUGUGUGUGUGUGUGUGAAGGAGAGAGAGGGUGUGUUAGUGAGUGUGUGUUGAGAGAGAAAGUGAGUGUCUUCGAGUGAGUGAGUGUGCGUCGAAGAAUCUUAAUUUGUAAUGAUUUCAAAUGAAAUGUUGUACUGUAAUUUUUAGCUUUUAAAUAUUGAUGUUAUUAACUUUUUUAUGUUUUCUUCCGUUUUUCCAUGCUCUGUGUAAAAUAAAAUACCAUGUAUACGUGUAUAAAACAUA
Gadus macrocephalus (Pacific cod) is the source of this 1734-nucleotide messenger RNA. RefSeq names its product ras-related protein Rab-33B-like. The transcript has 4 exons. Gene Ontology annotation, biological process: Rab protein signal transduction. NCBI's taxonomy places the organism in Eukaryota, Metazoa, Chordata, Actinopteri, Gadiformes, Gadidae. Gene Ontology annotation, molecular function: GTP binding; GTPase activity. Bases 697 to 1452 code for a protein of 251 amino acids. Gene Ontology annotation, cellular component: endosome; Golgi apparatus. The record is from RefSeq and is a predicted model, not a curated record.